AUGAAUCAGCGCAAUGAUGCAAUUGACUCAGCCGAAGACUGUCGACGCAAGCUUGUUGCUCGAUAUCUUUUCCACAAACUCGCCCGAGAACAUCGUCUAACAAAGCAGUGGGCGUCUUUCGAUAAAGGCCUGUUCAAACUUUGGUGCGAUGAUUUCCGCCCAGCUAACAUCCUCAUGGACGAGGGGCUGAAAAUCGCCGGAGUUCGGCUCUCUGGCCCGAUGCAAGAUAGCUGGGAGAGUGGAGACUUCUGGAUUGCGUAUGCGGCAAGGAAUAACUUUGCCUUUGACUUAAUAUACUGGCACAAGAUUGACCAGCUAUUCUUUCAGCCGACCUCUUCUUCCAUCGACGAUGUUUGGAAGCAGAGACUUGAUUUCUUGGAGCUUGAAGAGAGAGCUGAUAUCGCCGAAGCAUUAAAUGGACAGACCCAGUUGAAUAAAUUCGAACAGUGGUUUAGAGAAGACGAGACAGUUAUCAACAUUGCGCAGGAUCUAACGGGCUAUGAUGAUACCGAUACAGAUGCUCGCAUUGGUGAAAACUUUGAUCUGUAA
Aspergillus tanneri is the source of this 549-nucleotide messenger RNA. RefSeq lists its product as uncharacterized. Bases 1 to 549 code for a protein of 182 amino acids. The transcript has 3 exons. The record is from RefSeq and is a predicted model, not a curated record. Lineage: Eukaryota; Fungi; Ascomycota; Eurotiomycetes; Eurotiales; Aspergillaceae.